Molecule: messenger RNA, 1208 nt
Organism: Loa loa (African eye worm)
Lineage: Eukaryota; Metazoa; Nematoda; Chromadorea; Rhabditida; Onchocercidae
Exons: 9
Coding region: 45-1208 (387 amino acids)
Source: RefSeq, a predicted model, not a curated record
CAGGAGGAACAGAUGAGGAAGGACCCAGCGCUCACAAAAAAAACAUGACUGAAAUGAAAUCCCCGCAUCUCAGCGAUAAAGUAGACGUUGUUUUUAGAGAAGAAGGGGAUCGAAUUUUUGGUUGCUUACCCAAUGAUGAUUUAGUAAAGAUUGCGAAGAUCCCGGAGAUGUCUGAGUAUGCAAACUGCAUGUUAGACCGUCGAUAUAGAAUACUACAUUACCGGGAUGGUGAAAUAACCCCGAAAUAUUUGAAAAAGGCUUUGGAACUGGUAUCUAAGACGAAUUUCACCAAUUCUCAGCAUCGAAAAUCCUUCGCGAUGAAUCAUUGGACACCAUAUCAAGCUAUUUUAUUUGGUAGAGGAAAACCGAUCAAAGUCAUAGCUGGGGCGAACUAUCCUUAUCCAGUGCUAAUAAUCACGUCUGAGAAAGAUCAUUUAGAAAUAGACGAGACAUUCGAACAUGCAGAUGAUCCAUGCGACCACAAUGAAAUAAAAGGAAGUCCAAUGAACGGAGUGUUUAUCCCAAGCAAUUUGUUGGUGUACUACGGUGACAGUUCUUUCUGGAGCAUUAACCUUAUAUCUGUUGUAGAAAAACAUACGGACUAUAUGGAAAUACUGGAAUACCUUGAAGAUAAAGUGAAGUUCGUCAUUGUGAUUAGUAAUGGUAUUGAAAAUACUCGUGAAAGCGCUAUAAGUGAAGCACUGACGGCAACCAAAGAAAUUCGAAAGGAAGUUGUUAGCGCACCAAUUUGCGUUGUUGCUCAACCGGACAAUCGACGUGACGUCACACGCAACAACCGCUCGAAAGGAAAUAGCACAGUGUUGAUGUUUGCAGGAUCUGACGUAAACGCAUCGACCCUUCUCGUAGAUAAAAAUGAUACCAGCGAAAUAUUGAAAACAAGGUUUACGAAAUGGAAGGAGGAAUUGCUCUUCCUUAACAGUUAUGAAGUAAUAGCCUUCCAUUUUACUGUCGUCAAUGGCACUGAACCAAAGGAUAGCGAAGAGAUAUUCAGUGACAUAUUCCCAGACAUUCCGUUGAGUACAUUACGUUUAUUUGAUGAAUCAUCGACGACUGGUGUUGACUAUCAAGUUGUAAGGGAAUUUGAUUUUUAUGCCGGUCCCGUGUAUGCAAUUGUUGGUUUUCGAAAAUCUAGGAAAAAACAUUUAGUUGUGGAGAUUGUUUCCGAUGAUAGUGAUUAUUCCGAUUAA